Molecule: messenger RNA, 2134 nt
Organism: Styela clava
Lineage: Eukaryota; Metazoa; Chordata; Ascidiacea; Stolidobranchia; Styelidae
Source: RefSeq, a predicted model, not a curated record
AAAAAGGCAAGAUAUACGUAAAAUAUAAAAAAAAGUUACUAGUUCAGUUCCACGCCGAUUACGUCCAAUAAUAGACUAAGUUAGAUAGAAGACGACCGCGAGACGCCGGUAUGCAUGGGAAGGUAGGAAACACAUGCAAAAGAAAAUGUUGAAGGAAAAUCCGAAACGGAAAGCGAACAUAUUCUCUAUUUUAACUUAUUGGUGGUUGAAUGACUCAUUCGUGCAAGGAAAUAAGAAGAAACUUGAGGAAAGCGACAUGUUUGAACUUGAAUCAUCUAACAAAUCGGCUGAACUUUGCGAACAUUUGGAACGAAACUGGAAGAGAGAAGUAGAAAAAUCACGCGGAUCGAGAAGACCGAGUUUGUUCACUGUAAUGGCUCAGACUUAUUGGAAGAGGAUGGUGGUUUCAGGCUUUUUUCUUGUCAUCGUGGAUAGUCUUCGUACGGGACUACCAUUUCUUAUUGCAGGAUUGGUCAGCUAUUUCGAAAAUCAGGAUUCAGUUGAUGCCUGGCAAGCAUAUGCCUACGCUGCUGCAAUAAGUCUUGUCUCAAUAGUCAUAGCAUUCAUGCAUCAUACACUGUUUUACCAGCUGCAGAGACUUGGAUGGCAUAUUAGAACAUCAAUUCGCUGUAUCAUGUAUAAGAAGACCCUGUUACUAAGUCAUCAAUCACUAAAUAAAACGACAACCGGCAAAAUAGUCAAUCUCAGUUCAAAUGAUGUCGUGCGAUUUGAUUACAGUCCUCAAUUUGUUCAUUAUAUUUGGAUCGGACCAGUGCAUUGCAUUGUUAUUGGAAUGAUACUUUGGCAGGAAGUUGGGGCAGCGAUACUUACCGGUAUAGCUCUUCUUGUGUCGACAUUCUGCGUUCAGUCAUUAAUUGGUCGAAGUCACGGAAAGUUAAGAAGCGUGAUAGCUCAUCUAACAGAUGAUAGAAUCCGACUUGUGAGCGAAAUAAUAACUGGGAUGCGUGUUAUAAAAAUGUACGCCUGGGAAAAACCAUUUGCCAAACUCGUUUCUGAUGCCAGAAAGAAAGAAGUCAACAAGAUCUUCCUUUCUUCAUUUAUAAGGGCUUUCAAUAUAUGUGUUUCAUUGUGCCAAGAUAAAAUAUUAACGCUUGGAAUUUUAUUGACAUAUGUCGAGAUGGAAGGAACUCUAACCGCAUCUAAAGUUUCUACGAUCAUUGGUAUCCUCCGUUUUCAAGGUCACGUUGCGUAUAAAUUUGGAGUUGGCAUUGAACUUUUGUUUGAAACAAAAACUUCAAUCAAGAGAAUAGAGGAUUAUCUGAUGAUGGGCGAAAUCAACAGAUCAUCCAAUCGUCGUAACUCAAUUCAACAGUUGGGAAAACACGAAGAAGCGUUAAUCGAAAUCAAAAACUUUUUUGGAAAGUGGGAUGCUUCGAUACAAAAUAAUGAAGAGAAUGACAAUGCAGAAUUACUUCAUAAUACUCUAUCAGAUAUAACCGUUCGUAUAGAAGCUAAACAACUUUUUAUGGUCAUUGGACAAGUUGCUUCAGGAAAGUCAUCAUUUUUAAACUCAAUACUGGGAGAGUUGCCACCUACUAAAGGACAAGUAAAAGUACUAGGCAAGUCAGUGUACGUUGGUCAAGUACCCUGGAUAUUUUCAGGCACCAUCAGAGAAAACAUAUUAUUUGGACAACCCUAUGAUUCUAUUUGGUACAGUAAAGUGAUAGGAGCUUGCUGUUUGAAUAAGGAUUUGUCUUCGUUGGUUGAUGGCGAUUUGACUCUUGUUGGCGAGCGCGGUGUUAUUCUAAGCGGUGGACAGAAAGCAAGAGUGAACCUUGCACGCGCAGCUUAUAGAAGAGAUGCGGAUAUCUUUUUAUUGGACGAUCCCCUAAGUUCUGUUGAUGUGUCCGUUGCCAGACAUAUAUUUCAAUUCUGUAUUAUGGGAAUAUUAAAAAAUAAGCUUCGAAUACUUGUUACACAUCAAAUGCAUUUGCUGAAGAGAGCUGAUGAAAUAAUGGUCCUUUCUAAGGGUAAAGUGUCCCGAAAAGGAAAUUACAGCAAACUAGAGUCCGAAGGAUUUGAUUUUGCCCCACAUUUAGCGACGGAAGAGACGGCGUAUCGGAGCUUGCUAAACGGUGUUUUAUAUGCUUCUGCUGAUACAUUUUUGCGCUAG